UGGUCUGUCACAGAACGGAGCAGUCGCUCGGCGAAGGUUACAUUGUGCACUACUCCGGAGGAGACAGGAGGACGUUUGUGCAAACCCAGGCACAGAAGGUUUUUUUGAUCCGUGCAAUAGACCUAGCAACACUGAAAUCUGAUUCGGGAUUCAUCACUUUUGCUUUUAAGUUUUACUGACAGAACUCGGAAUGGCAGAAAUUGUCGCAAUGGAAGAGGAAAAGGCGGCAAAUGAUAAAGAGCCAGCAAUGGCAAACGGAAUGAUACAAGGCAAUGAGACAGGAAAACCGAAGUCACCGUCGGCCAGAGUGAAAAGGAUUGUUUUGGCGAACUUGCUGGUGAUAUUGACUGUAACCGGUGUUAUAAUCGGCGUGAUAAUUGGACUAUGCGUCCGCAGCGCAGAACUUAAUAAGGCGCAAGUGAUCUACUUCGGGUUCCCAGGCGAACUUCUGAUACGCAUGUUGAAGAUGAUCAUCAUUCCCUUGGUUGUGUGCAGUCUCAUCUCUGGAGCGGCCAGCAUUGAUCCCCAAGCACUGGGCAAAGUAGGCGGCUGGGCGAUGCUCUUCUUUUUAGUGACAACUUUAAUUGCAUCAGCCAUCGGGGUAGUGAUGGCGUUUAUCAUUCAGCCUGGUUCCGUCUCCAAACCCAUGAUCUCGGCAUCCGAUGAAGUGCCACAGGCUAAAGAUGUGAUAGACUCCUUCUUGGACCUCAUAAGGAACAUUUUCCCAUCCAACCUGGUGGCAGCAGCCUUUCAAUCGUAUGCAACCAGCUACAAAAAUGUCACCACAAACAAAAUGAAUGAAACAGGCUUUGUGCUAAGCACCACCUUCGAUCGGGUGCCAGUCGGCAAGGAUGUGGACGGCAUGAACAUCUUGGGCCUGGUGGUGUUUGCCAUCGUGUUUGGUGUGGCACUGCGCAAGCUUGGACAGGAGGGCGAGAUCCUCAUCAAAUUCUUCAACUCCUUCAAUGAGGCCACCAUGGUGCUGGUAUCCUGGAUCAUGUGGUAUGCUCCUUUUGGUAUCAUGUUCCUGGUUGCAGCAAAGAUCGUGGAGAUGGAAGAUGUUGCCAUGCUGUUCACCAGUCUGGGAAAGUACAUCGCAUGCUGCAUGAUCGGGCAUGCAUUGCACGGACUGCUGGUCCUACCACUCAUCUACUUCGUCAUCACCCGCAAGAAUCCGUACCGCUUCCUCUGGGGGAUCUUCACUGCCCUGGCCACCGCAUUUGGGACCUCAUCUAGCUCGGCGACGUUGCCCCUGAUGAUGAAGUGCGUGGAGGAGAACAAUGGCGUGUCCAAGCACAUCAGCCGCUUCAUCCUGCCCAUCGGGGCCACCGUCAACAUGGAUGGAGCUGCUCUCUUCCAGUGCGUGGCCGCUGUCUUCAUCGCCCAGCUCAACUCCGUUUCCUUGAACUUCAUCCAGGUCAUCACAAUCCUAGUGACAGCGACGGCAUCCAGUGUGGGAGCUGCUGGGAUCCCUGCCGGAGGUGUGCUCACCUUGGCCAUUAUCUUGGAAGCGAUCAACCUACCCACCAGCGACAUCUCCCUCAUUCUUGCCGUGGAUUGGCUAGUCGACCGCACAUGUACCAUCCUCAACGUGGAGGGCGAUGCCUUUGGAGCGGGGCUGCUGCAGCACUUUGUAGAUCGCAGCGCCCGCAAAGACGGGCCGAAAGCGCUGGUUGAGGUCGUGUCAGUCAGGCACGAGGACUCGCCCCUCAUCAUCAAGAGCAGGGGCGAGACUGAAGACGGGGCGCCAGUCCGACUCAAUGUGGAAGAGUCUGUCAUGUAGGCAGGUCUGACUUGCUUCACCUGACCCAAAGAGAGUGUCACUCAGCUAGGACAUUCACUCCUUACUUUUGACCAAAUUAUGAAAGCACAUAUCAACUUGAAUACUUCUAUUUUUAAAAGAACAUCAGUAAUCACAAAUAAAUCGCCAUGUGAUAUCACUCGGCCCUGGUCAGGUGUGACAGGUAAGAUUGCAAAAGCUAAUAGCAGGCUCUAAGCUAAGCUCCUCCAUAUUAUUUGGAUGGUGGUUAUACAUUCAAAAAAGAGGAAUAGAUGAACUAACCCUUUUCCGAAGCUCAGUCGUCAUCUGUUCCACAGGGGCUAUAUAUGGGGCUUUGUCAUGUGACACUGGAAGAGGUUAUUGGGUUAUUUCCAACCAAAUUAGUUGCCUGGCAUGGCAAGCAAGGGUGACAUUGAAGGCCAGUAGAGUAGACACAGAGGCACCUGCUCCAAUGUUUGGGCCUCAUGAAAUCAUAUCAUAUUGGGUCCCCAACCCAGACCAACCCCACUGUGUUCCAAUUUUUUUUUAGGGUCCCUGUUCUUCAAGGGGCCUUGAAAUGUCCUACAUCCCCCUCCCCCCACCAUUUUACCGCGCCCCUGAAUAAAAAUGCAUGGUGGUGCUUUAUAUUAAUUUAGUCUGGAUGAUUUAUUUUUCUCUAGCACCUCCUGCAUCCGUUUAUUCAUAUCGCCUGAGUCGGUUCAAACCAGAAUAAGCUAGAUCAGACUUCUGCACUCUGCGAUAUGAUACCUACCACUCUUUCUAAAAGGGGGGGUCAGGGUUUCACAGACGUAAGGUUGGUUUUGGAACCUGAUAUCUGUGCAAUGUUCUGCUUGCCAAAUUGGGUGACUCCUUUAUAUUUUAAAAAAUAUUUCCAAAGGUUUUUAAAAUCAAUGUUAUAGAAUUCGUUAAUGAACUUUUAAGAACAUUUAAUGUUGUUUUCCCGCAGCCUUGAUAAUACGUGAUCUUUUAAGUUAUUUCAGUUAAUUGUCCGCACGUGUUUGCAUGUGUGUGAUAAUUAUGACGUGUCUGUGUAUGUUGCUCAUGCGUUGUCACGUUAGUUAACGUCCGCGGUACCAUGUGUGUUCAUGAGCGCGUUUGCCAUGUAGUUUGUCCGAUAUAGUGAAUACAUUUUGAAGUGAAAGGUCGGUCUGAGGAGAAGCUUUAAGAACAUUCCGUACGUUUUCUGUUUGAUGGCUUCAUAAGCCACGGCCAAAGAGAACUUGCUGUCCGAAUUGUGCUCCGUUUUUACUGUAAAUAAAAUCGUUAUUUACUCAGUUUUGUAAAUUCUUCAGUUUCUUUUUCAUAACCAUCAAUCCAUGACUUCCUUAUGAUUUGAUCUAUUUAAUAUAGAUGUCGUGAAUGGGGUUUUAUUUUAUCAUUCAUAUCUGGAAUGUCACUUAGUCAUUCUAACAGCUACUCCUAGUCAGAAUUGAUGUACGUGUUUGACUAAAUAGUAUGACUGUUAUAAACAAACGUCAAAUCAAUCCUGCUUUACUGUUUCUUGGUAUGAUUUUCUAAAUACCAACAUUGUUCAACCAAAAUAUGCACUUGUAAUCCGGCUAUUCAUAUUCGAGUCAUUUUCUCACAGGUCUAUUAUUUAUCUAGGUCUAUCUAUUAUAGACCAUUUCACAUGAAACACAUUUUUAUUUUAUUUUACAAAAAAAAGCUGUUUGGAAAUCAUAUUGUCUGCAUACUUGAAAUAAAAAUUGUUUCCAUA
Molecule: messenger RNA, 3497 nt
Organism: Paramormyrops kingsleyae
Lineage: Eukaryota; Metazoa; Chordata; Actinopteri; Osteoglossiformes; Mormyridae
Gene: slc1a5
Product: solute carrier family 1 member 5
Biological process (GO): L-aspartate import across plasma membrane
Cellular component (GO): plasma membrane
Molecular function (GO): symporter activity; L-aspartate transmembrane transporter activity; neutral L-amino acid transmembrane transporter activity
Source: RefSeq, a predicted model, not a curated record